This is a messenger RNA of Fonsecaea multimorphosa CBS 102226, 558 nucleotides long. RefSeq lists its product as uncharacterized. Gene Ontology annotation, biological process: post-translational protein targeting to endoplasmic reticulum membrane. The transcript has 2 exons. The record is from RefSeq and is a predicted model, not a curated record. Lineage: Eukaryota; Fungi; Ascomycota; Eurotiomycetes; Chaetothyriales; Herpotrichiellaceae. Bases 1 to 558 code for a protein of 185 amino acids. Gene Ontology annotation, cellular component: TRC complex.
AUGGCCGGCCACCCUUUGCGUGAGGCACCGCGAGACCUCUCCGCCAUCGCCAAACAAGAAGAAUCCCUCAUCCUCCCCCACUUCACCGCAGACGACGCCCUCGAGAUCGGCCUCUCGAUCCGCAACCGUCUCCGGUCCCUCUCCCCCUUGGCGGCUGUGGUCUCCAUCUCCCUCGCAAACUCGUCCAACCUCUUGUUCCACGCCGUCUCGCGCCCGGGCAUCCAACCGGACAACGACAUCUGGGUGUCGCGCAAAAGAAAGACGGUGCUGAGAUGGGGAGUGAGUACGUGGUUCAUGCACAACAAGUUCAAGGGCGACGAAGAGGCCUUCUCGAAAAAGUACAUGCUGGGCGGCGAGGCGGCGGGGACCUAUGCGAUUCACGGCGGCGGUGUGCCCGUGAGGGUACAGGGUGUGGAGGGCAUUGUUGGGGUGGUGGUCGUGAGCGGACUCAAGCAGGAUCAGGACCAUAUGGUUGUUAUUGAGGCCUUGGACGAGUUUCUGGACCAGUGUACCAAGGAGGAGGGCCGAGGGGAGGGCAAAGCGCAUGAAGGGAGGUAG